Medioppia subpectinata is the source of this 468-nucleotide messenger RNA. Lineage: Eukaryota; Metazoa; Arthropoda; Arachnida; Sarcoptiformes; Oppiidae. The record is from the annotation of a GenBank genome assembly.
AUGACUUCUGUCACCACUUGUAUUGAGUGGUUAAGAGGAGGCGAAAAGAUGUUGAAUCAAAGACAUGCCAUAAACGCCGUGAAGUGUCACCAAAUCGCGAUCGUCAAUGACUUAGUGGUGGACUAUAUAUUGGAUCAUUUGGUCGUAACCGAAGUCUUCACCGAAAGGGAGAGACAAUUCAUACUAAGAAGAGGUGAAGCGUUGGGCGAUGUGUCGGACGUGUCGGUCAGGGAUCGCAUUCUUCGCCUACAAAACGAAACGUUUGUCGAUAUGCUGUUGAAGAAGAUGGAGACCAUUGACCACACAUUCACUUCAUUCACGUAUAUAUUGUUUAAAGACGAUAACUAUCCGUGGAUUGCGAAGAGAUUGCUGUCAUUGAGAGAUGAAGAGAGACGGAUGGAGGAUAUGAACAAUUGCUUGCAUGACAUGGAUAUUAAUGGUUUACCGAAACGUUUCGAAGGGUUUUAA